Molecule: messenger RNA, 7447 nt
Organism: Limulus polyphemus (Atlantic horseshoe crab)
Lineage: Eukaryota; Metazoa; Arthropoda; Merostomata; Xiphosura; Limulidae
Product: hepatocyte growth factor receptor-like
Exons: 21
Coding region: 837-4928 (1363 amino acids)
Biological process (GO): semaphorin-plexin signaling pathway involved in axon guidance; regulation of cell shape; positive regulation of axonogenesis
Cellular component (GO): semaphorin receptor complex
Molecular function (GO): protein binding; protein tyrosine kinase activity; semaphorin receptor activity
Source: RefSeq, a predicted model, not a curated record
CAUGACCCAUUUACGAAAUCACAAUAAAAUCUCUAUACCAACCACAUCAAUAUCUCCUUACCUCCCAACUAUCUCCCCCCUUUCAGCCUAUGCCGUAGACCAAAGGCGCCAUCGAACACGAGGCCCUGUACUAAGAAGGCUACAGUAGGAACAGUGCAGCGGACUUGGGGCUGCGUGCUUAGAGUAAUAGAGUCCUGCGCCGAUCGACAUCUCUGUACCUCGAGGGAAGGCGAAAGACUUGUUCUGUUUGUUGAUCAUUUAUUUUAAGAUACCGUAUUCACUCUCUUAUUGUAUCGGAAGCCUGUAGAUUUACUGCUGGCUUGUAAAUAGGCCUGUGGAAUGCAUAUGAUAAAAAAAAAGGUACUUUAACGCACGAGAUAGCUAUAUAUAUUGUGUGUGUGUUUGACAUACCGCUCCAGAAGAAAAGUUUAGAAAGUUGGGGGCGUGGGUUGUCGAAUUCCGCCUUACCAGCUUCCGCUAUUAAGAAGUCCUUGGACCUUAUCGACACCCAGAACGUGUUGUAUCAGUCAGCACUGCCAGAAGAGGCGCUCUGCACUUUGUUGGGACUCCUCCAACAGUUGAUACUAGGUUUACCGCCAGGUGGAGGACUUUGAGAAUGUUUUAAGUCUAGACCAUUCUAAAAUAUUUUAAAAGCUCCGCCCUGGUGGGCCCUUUAAAACUGGCGUUGUCAAGUGCUUUGAACCAUCUCUGAGAAUCUGAUGAAAGAAUUCAUAGGUUUGAGAAGAUGUUAAGCUGAAAUCUUCACUCGUCGACUACAAAGGAUUUUCCAAAUCUUGAAAUUUAGUUUCUUGUUGUUUAAUUAAACGAUUUUUAAAAUGACUGUGACAAAAGUUUUAAAGAAACACUUUGUGAAUAGUAGUUGUUAUUCCUUCAAAAGAAAUUUUUGGAUGUUAAUUUUUCUAAAAGUUGUAGAGCUGAUUCUAUGCUCCAGUACUCCAAAUGGUAGAGGCAUUCGGCACAUGAAAGAGUUUACCUCGACCAACCCAGUAUUCCAAGUUGUUGUUCAUCAGAACACCAGUGAGGUUUUUGUUGGUGGCCGAAAUUACCUCUACAAAUUUGAUCGUAAUCUUACUCUAUUACAAAAAACUACUACUGGACCUGAACUCGACAGUUUAUUCUGCUUACCACCCCCAUUUGUAUGCAAUAAAACACGUCUACCAUCUGAUAACGACAACAAGGUUCUGGUUCUGAACUAUGAUAAGCCGAAUUUUGUAUUACUUUUAAGCUGUGGAACUCUUAAUCAGGGUAUGUGUACGAUGUAUCCUGCUUCUGACAUUCUAAGAAGUAAAAGGAUAGGAAGUAAUCACAGAAAUGAAACAAUCAAUUACAUCGCUAGUAAAGGGUCUGUCGUUGCAUUUUUUGUACCAAGACCCGUGGGAGGCUCUGUAUUGUUUUCUGCAUCAUCUUAUGAUGGACGACCCGUAGAACUGAGACCCGAGGCAGUAUCCAGUAAAAUAAUCAACGUCGUUACUAACUCUGUGAAUUUCCAGUAUACUUCGAAAACAGAUUAUUCCCACACAGGUGUGGACCUCUUGACAAAAUACAAGAAGAAUUAUCGAAUUGAGUAUAUCUAUGGGUUCAGUUAUGGGAGCUUUUCGUAUUUUUUAACAACUCAGCGAAUGUCUCCAAUAUCAGACAAUUAUGAAACCCGUCUAGCCAGGAUUUGCAAUAACGAUUCGACAUUCUUCUCGUACAUAGAACUCCCUUUAAUGUGCCAGAGAGGUUUGGAUCAAUACAACAUCGCUACCACCGGUUUUCUUGGGCAAGUUGGUAGUACCCUGAAGCGACGUUUGAAAUUGAACCACAUUAAAGACGUACUGUUUGUAACUUUUAGCCGUGGUAAAAACGGCUACUCCAAGACCGUAGACAAAUCGAAGGGUUCUCUUCUUUGUUCAUUUCCCAUGACUCAUGUGAUUAGUUCUUUUACAACUGCCAUAAGACAAUGUUUCCAAGGAGAUCAUCGGACCCAACUGUUAGAAGUUUUUCACGGAAGACGUAACUCUUGCAAGAAAGUGAAUAUUCCUAUAGAUGAUAAUUUUUGUGGUUCCGGAUAUAACUCUUUCAUCCAAGGACGAGACAGUGUCUUGGGUGGGUUUCGAACUCAUGUAGAUGGCCAAAUUACUUCUCUUGCUGUAACACUUCAGAAUGGAAAAACAGUAGCAGCUUUAGGAACAGAAGAGGGUGACGUCAUCAAGGUUAAGUUAGAAAAACAAAUAAGCGACAGGCCUCUUGUUACACACAACAUUGCAGACCCUAAUUCUAUGGAUAAAGCAAUUCGGAGAUCUAAUUCAUUCGAUGUUACCCAUGAGAACUUGUACCUUCUAACUGGGAACAAGGUAGUAAAAUUUCCAUUAGGUUCAUGUUCGCUAUACACCGAUUGUGCAACCUGUCUUACAGUAGAUGAACCCUUGCACUGUGGCUGGUGUGGAUCGUACUGUGCUCAUCGGGACGAAUGUGACAACUCGUCAGUUUUAUCCCACGUUAACUGUCCUCCAAUAAUUCAAGAGUUUUCACCUAAAACAGGGCCGUUGGAGGGAGGUACGUUGCUUACAAUAAAAGGAGACAACUUUGGUUCAGCUCAGAGUGGAGGCAACGCAGAGAUUUCUGUUCUUGUAGGCGAUGUAAGCUGCUCUUUGGUUCACUGGAAUAAAACAAUGGUCCAAUGUAAAACUGGGGCUGUUACUGACCCAAUGGACAGUGAAAUUAAAAUGUAUGUGAAAGAUGCCACGUGGACACUCGUGCAGUUUGAUAUGAUCGGGAACAUUACAAGUACGGAUAGCUUUAGUUACAAGAUUCCAGAACUGAGUGGAGUUACUCCUUCUCAUGGACCUUAUUCAGGCGGAACGAAUUUGACUGUUAUUGGGAAGAACUUGAACAUUGGAUACAAGCAAGAGAUAUUGAUUGGUGAUGUCCAAUGUUGGGAAGUGUGGAAUGUGGGCAAUAAAGCAAAGUGUAUAACGGGCAAAUAUAAACACAGCCCUCACACUGCGGAAGAUGGAGCCUACAAAGAGCGGGUCGUGAUGAUUAAAAUAGAUAAUGCUGUUUUUACCGUGAAGAAUACGCCAGCUCUCCAGAGUAGAGAUCUCCAUUCUCGAUUUAAGUACAUAGAGGACCCAAAAAUAAUUAACCUGCAUCCACAUGUAACAGUUAAAAGCGGCGGGACUAACGUAACUGUUGUCGGAACCAAUUUACACAGUGUGGCGAAACCGAAAAUGAUUGUUGUACUGACGUCGUCAGUCAGCGGGCAGCAGAUGAGGAAAUCUGUGAAUUGCACCCUGACAAAAGCGGAUGGUUCAGAAAUGGUUUGUCAAACACCACCAUUAUCGGAUAUUAAUAAAACGGCUCCAUCUGCGCAUGCACCUAUUCGAGCUCACGUAGCCUUUGAAAUGGAUGGUGUUGAAUAUUUGCGACAUCUUCCCCACUAUAAUAUGCACUUGUCCGAACUCUUGUAUUACCCCGACCCUGUGUACUAUAAGUUGGAAGGUGCUAAACAGAUCCCGAUGGAUGAUACUCUAUUGCUGCUUGAGGGCGAGAACUUGAACUUUGCCCACACUCCUAAAGAUGUGAUUGUAAUGAUUCAAGGCAGCAAAAGGUGUAACGUUACUGUGAUAACAAGAAGUAGCUUGUUGUGUAGACUACCACCUCAUGACAUUCUACCGAACGAACCACUGAGAAAAGUUGAGGUACGAACAGGCAGUUUGGAAUUUGACUUGGGCUACAUUAAGUUUGUAGAAAACAUAGAAAACAACCACACUGUAAAGAUCAUAUCCAUUGUCGUUCCUAUCGUUGUAGUUCUUAUUCUAUUUAUCGUCUGUCUGAUCUUCUUACAACGAAGAAAGGCUAGGAAAACCCGAAUACCAGCCUAUAUGGUGUCCUACACUUCUGACACGUCAUCUGAUAUGUGUAAUGGAACAACGCGACGUAGACACGAGGAAAAUGACUACCUCGAUGUUCGAAGACGUCAGACAGACAACCAACCCUUGGUUACGACCACUUGCAUCACGUCUGACACCUGUGAGAUAGAUGAGGAAACUUUACAACUUUUAAAUGCGGAGAAUAUCUUAGUUGCCAGAGAUUAUUUAACACUCGGUGAAGUCAUUGGCCAGGGUCAUUUCGGACGAGUGUACAAGGGUGAGCUGCAAAUUCCAGGAAAGGAAGUUUGUGUUGAAGUAGCUGUUAAAACUCUACAUAACAGUAAUUUUUUCUUGAACCUACGACGCAAACACGUUUCUGAUCUACUAAAAACGUCUAAAAUUAUUUGUAUUCAACAAUAUAAAACUAAAUCUAUGUUAGUAACAUCGCCAACGGUCAAAGACCUACUACAGUACGGGAUUCAGAUUUCAGAAGGUAUGAAAUAUUUAUCAGAACUGAAGUUUGUCCACAGAGACUUGGCAGCAAGGAACUGCAUGCUGGACGAGGACCACACUGUCAAGGUAGCUGACUUCGGUUUGUCACGUGAUAUUUAUGAACGUGACUACUAUAGUAGUGACAAUAAGAAAACCAAACUCCCUGUAAAGUGGAUGGCUCCAGAGAGCUUGGAGAAGGGAACGUACAACACCAAAACUGACGUGUGGUCAUUUGGUGUGGUUUUGUGGGAGCUCUUGACUCGUGGGGUCACUCCAUACCCGGAUGUUGACAACUGGGAUAUCUUGAACUACCUGAAACAAGACAGAAGGAUGCCUCAGCCUUCUUACUGCCCAGACCUCCUGUACAAAGUGAUGCUGAGUUGCUGGGCUGAAGAUCCGAAGAAACGUCCGUCGUUUGGGGAGCUUGAAGAAGAAUUGCAAGGAGUAAUAACAAAACUCGAACAAAAAAGCAAACAGCGUCGUGUAGGCCUUAACGUUACUUACGUGAAUUACCCUACUCCUGCGGGAAGUAAUCAACAGCAAGAAGCUGGUAGUUCCUAAACGCCGAACCAACUAUUACCUGAAAAAAAAUUAUUCGAAGAGAGACGUCCAGUAAGUUUACAGGCGAGUUUUGAGAGUGAAGCCGUUAGGUACAACGAUGAUGAACUAAAUCAAAAAUGAAUAAUAUAAUAAAUAGCUUUAUGUUGUAAUACUGUAAGAGCUACCGUGCAGGUCCUUAGAGUGGACGGAAUGUUGUACAAGGGAUAACGUACGUGGUAGAUUUGAAAUGUGUAUCUGUUUUAGAGACUUCUUUAACUUCCUGACUGAAAUGAGAAAAUACGAGAAUCAAAAUAAGUUUAACUUAGGUAACAUGCGUAACACAAAAAUGAGGACUAAAGGAUAAAGGGCAAGUAAUCAUACAGACUGUGGAAAUUUUUAUCGUCAUUCAGGAGUUUAUACAGCCUUUGAUACAUCAUUAUCAUCCACAAUCUAUCUAUUUUUUUUACAGCCAGGGAAAGUUUAUUAUAAAUCAAAACCUAUUUAUUUCGUCAGAAUCUAUACAGUCUAUGAAACAUUGUUAUCAUCCAAAACCUUGUUUUUGUCAGAGUUUAUACAGCUUGUGAGACGUCGUCAUCAUCCAAAACCUUGCUUUGUCUGAUUUUAUACAACCUGUGAAAUGUCAUUAUCAUGUUAAGGAAAGUUAACAUUGGUGUUUUUGCCUGUAGGGUAACCUGUGCUGUUGAAUCGUCACAACUUCUAAGACUAUUUCCAGUGUAAAUAUAUGCCUUCGGCCACACGAGAAAAAAAAAGAGAUUAUAAUUAAACUUCACUUUUAACAAAUGGUUUUUUUCUCGAAAAGAAAUAGCAGUAACAACUUUUUAUGUGAGAGAUAGGUCCAAGUUUUGUAGGUAACUUGACCCUGUAUACCGGAAAGCUGAGUCCAACAAAUGUACAUGUUGAUAGUAUAUAGUGCAUGCGAUAACAGAAACUAGGCCUUGAUUAUUGCAUAUGUUAUCCGCGAAGAACUGACAAUUAUUGGUCAGAAAUGGUUGAACGUCGUGCUACGUCAGAGUGAUUGUUAGUGUGCCUGUGAUACUUUCAGAGAUGGUUGAUUAUAUCUUGCAUUGCAAUAUUUUAUUUCGAUAUUAUUGUUGCAUAAGUAGAGUGGCUGUUACAUAUAUAUAUAUAACGUUUAAUAUUAAGAUAUUUCAAAUGUUACUUAGUUUUAAGUUUGAAAUGCGUGAGUUGGAAAAGACGUUGAAUCAAAAUUCCUGUAAUCAAAUCACGUUUCUGGUGGUUAACUUCAAAAUACACAGAAGAAGAUGAAUAUGGUUAUUGUGAGUUGACUCCAUAGUUGUUGUUUUUCGUAAUUUUUUCUGUUAAUAACAAGUAUAGAAAUCGUAAAUCUUCAUUAAACAAAUAACACUUAAAUAAGAGUUUCAAAGAUCAGUUGGAUUUUGGUUUAUAAUUUAUUAAAUUUCAUAUGAAUAGUUACUUUUUGCAUUACUUUUUUUUUAUCCUUUUAUUAUCUGUUCCCACCAUUUAAAACUGUGCUGAUAAAGUCCAAUAAGCUAACAAUUCUGGUCCUUUAGAAAUACUUUGUUUCAUAUCAAAGUUAAUAAUGCUGAUAUUUUAAGACUGUGCUUGCUGUUCUGUAGAACACUUAACAAUAAACUCUUGUCAUUCCGUAGAAAAUUAAGAAUACCGAUUCCUCAGGAAAACUCUUGUCAUUCCGUAGAAAAGUUAACAAUACUGAUUCCUUAGGAAACCUUUUUGUUGUUCCAUAGAAAAAGUUAAUACCGAUUCCUUAGGAAAUCUCUUGUCGUUUCAUAGAAAAAAAGUUAACAAUACUGAUUCCUUAGGAAACCUUUUUGUUGUUCCAUAGAAAAAGUUAAUACCGAUUCCUUAGGAAAUCUCUUGCCGUUCCACAGACAAAAAAGUUAACAAUACUGAUCCCUUAGGAAAUCUCUUGUCGUUCCAUAGAAAAAAAGUUAACAAUACUGAUUCCUUAGGAAACCUUUUUGUUGUUCCAUAGAAAAAGUUAAUACCGAUUCCUUAGGAAAUCUCUUGCCGUUCCACAGAAGAAAAAAAGUUAACAAUACCGAUUCCUUAGGAAAUCUCUUGCCGUUCCAUAGAAAGAAAAAAAGUUAACAAUACCGAUUCCUUAGGAAAUCUCUUGUCGUUCUACAGAAGAAAAAAAGUUAACAAUACUGAUCCCUUAGGAAAUCUCUUGUCUUUCCAUAGAAAAAAAGUUAACAAUACUAGUCCUUCAGGAAAUCUCUUGCCGUUCCAUAGGAAAAACGUUAACAAUACUGAUCCCUUAGGAAAUCUCUUGUCGUUCCAUAGAAAAAAAGUUAACAAUACUAGUCCUUCAGGAAAUCUCUUGCCGUUCCAUAGGAAAAACGUUAACAAUACCGAUUAUUUAGGAACCACAAACGCCUUUCCUUGAAAAAAAGGAAAAAAUAACAUUAAUAGGCGAAAAAUUAAAAACUGCACGUCAACAGAAAACUCGUAUGUUUUCAUGGUUGAAACAAAUGUAUUUAAUCGACAUAGAAUUUCUGAUUUUUGUAAAAAAAAAG